This is a messenger RNA of Zymoseptoria tritici IPO323, 952 nucleotides long. RefSeq lists its product as uncharacterized. Lineage: Eukaryota; Fungi; Ascomycota; Dothideomycetes; Mycosphaerellales; Mycosphaerellaceae. The transcript has a single exon. Gene Ontology annotation, molecular function: RNA binding; phenylalanine-tRNA ligase activity. The record is from RefSeq and is a predicted model, not a curated record. The coding region runs from base 73 to 813 and encodes 246 amino acids.
CAACUCCGUUCCCACCUCAGUCUCUUGGAAUACCGUCAGACCUCUCCAGAACAGCUUCAGACCUUCUCCACAAUGGCACAAACUCAAGGCCUCAAAGCAUACCUCGCUCGUGCCAGCGUAGCACCCGAAGUCUUCGCCCUCCAACCAGACUAUCGUGCUCUUCUCAUCGCCAUCUCCGGCAUCCCAACCGGACCCAGCGAUGCCUCCAGUGAAGCUAUGCUCGCUUCAGCCGAAAUCUCCGCCCGCUCCGCAAUGGAAAGCCAAGCAGUGACCGACAUCCCUCACGUCGCAGCUUGGAGAGAAGCGUACAAAGCUUUCGGAUCCAAACCCAACAAAUUCCGGAACAGUCUGGAAGCUCUCACUCGAAGGAUCUCAGCUCCAGGAAAGGAACCUGCAACGGGACUGCCGAGGGUGAAUCGUCUGACGGAUAUAUACAAUGCGAUUUCCGUGAAGCAUCAGAUUCCGCUGGGAGGUGAGGAUCUGGAUAAGUAUGAAGGUGCGCCAGUUCUGGUGCGUGCGAAAGGUGAUGAGGUGUUCAAAACUACUGCGGGUGGGGAGACGGUGGAGGAGCAUCCCGACAAGGGAGAGGUGGUGUGGUGUGAUGAUGCGGGUGUGACUUGUCGGAGGUGGAAUUGGAGGCAGGGUCCGCGGACUGCGUUGACGGAUCAGACUACGAAAGUGCUUUUUAUUCUGGAUGCGUUGAAGCCAUGUGAUGAUGAAGCAUUGGCGAAGGCUGGAGAUGAGCUUGUUGAGGCGUUGAAGGAACUUUCUGAUGAGAUCAAGGUGGAGAGGAGGAUUUUGAGGAAGGAAUGAAAGGAUGCUUGCUUUCUGCUUGCAACGGCUACAUCGCAUCCAAGUCAGGCGCUGCUCGUGGCCCGAUUUCAGGUCGCUUCUUCAGCGAAGCAUCGUCUUCUCCACUUUGUAGUCUUCGAACCAGUUUCUCAACAUUGAA